AUGAAAAUAAUCAAAAUAAUAAGUAUUUGCCUAUAUAGUAUUAACCAAUAUUAUAACUUGAAGAAAUAUAAACUUAAAUAUAUAAAAUAUCCAGAAAUAAAAUUGAUAAGAAAAUUAGCUGAGUUGUUUGAUAUUAAAGAUGAAGAUAUUAUAAAUGAUUCAGGUUUUUCAAUAAAGGAGGUGCAAUUAUUGCAUAAUUUAAAUGAUACAAGAUAUGAAGACACACCAGUUAAAGGACACUUUGAAGAUCCAAGAGAAUUAAUUAUAAAACUAAUAGAUAUGCUAUUUUUAGAUAAUUAUAAAAAAUGUAUGGAAAAACAUAAAACGUAUGUUAAUCAUACAUAUAGGACGCUAGAGUCUUUAAGAAAAGAAUCGUUAACAUUUUUCCAAUCUUCACUUGCAAACGCAAAAAAACAUAUAAAAACAAUAUUCAUGGAUCAUCAAAUAAAUAGAGAUGAAUUAUAUAUGUAUGAAGGUUUGGAUGUUGUUUUACAAUAUGAUGAAGUGAAUACACGCGUAUUUAUUAAUAGAAUGGAUGCAUUCAAAUAUUUAGAUAAGAUGAGAUUUAAUAGAGAACUUUCUUUUAAUGUAGAAGAAAUGUUGCAAUAUUUUGCUAAAUUACUUGAGAAGAACCAAAAACGUUUACAUAAUUUUGGUGAAAAAAUUUACCUCAUCGAUAAAUAUAUUAGUACUCAUUUAGGUUUAAGAGCAAAUAGGUUUCCUUUGAAAUAUACUUCUGGUAGACAUAGAGAAGUUACUGUUUUAAAUAAUUAUAUGGACAAUUCUGUGAAAGAAUUGCAUAAUAAAAUAUUUGGUGAUAAAAAAGAAAAAAUAAUUAAGUCAAAAACUUCCUUCAAAGUAGAUGUUAAGUAUUUGAGUUCAUUCUUUCAAGAUUCAAUUUUAAUAUUAGAUUUUAAUAUAAAUGAAAGCGUACAUACAUUAUUUGUAAAACUAAAUAAGAUAUUAAAAGGAGAUAUAAAAUGUUUGAUAACCUUUAUUUCAUACAUAUUUGAAAUAGAAAGAUCUAGAAAUAAGUUUAUAUUAGAUAAUAUAAAAAGUAAAAUUGAUGAAAAAUUAUUUAUGAAUAUGUUUUUAUAUGAUAUAUAUGAUUUAUAUUUACAAGAAGAAAAAGAUAUAAUAAAUUCCAGAAAUAUAUUUAAAGAAUUUAUAAAAACUACUUAUGGUUUUGACAUAGACAGUUCAAGUAUUAAAUCAUUAGUAAACAAACUUUAUGGAUCAAUUAAUAGUACGGAAAUUUUGGAAUUAUUUGAUUAUAUUGUAAAAAUAUUAUUAUACAAGAAACAAAUAGAAGAAUAUUUAAAUUUCACAAAUUUUCUUAAAGAAGUAUCGGAAGAAAAUAUGUCGAAAAUGAAAAAAUUUAUGCGAUAUGUAUUUAAAUGGGGUGAAGGGAUUGCAUAUAUUCCAAAGAAUAGUUCUCAUCGUGUAGUAUCACAAUUUUUGCAAAUUUAUGAAAAAAAUCAUUUUUUUAAUAAUUUGUAUCGUAUCAAUCAACCGUUAAAAUUGUCUUUAAAAGCAUCAAAAGAUCUUAUAUUGAGAUAUACAGUAUUAAGUGACCUAUUAUAUUUUUUAAAUAAAGAGUUAGUUAGAUUAAGAAAUUCUUCUUAUAUCUCAGAAGAAGAAAAAAAACAAAAUGAAAAUACAAUUUUAUUUUUUAUGUAUACAAUUAACAAGUUCAAUGAACAAGGCAUUUUAUUUCAAAAUUAA
Plasmodium gallinaceum is the source of this 1725-nucleotide messenger RNA. Its product is annotated as fam-f protein. The transcript is spliced from 3 exons. Lineage: Eukaryota; Apicomplexa; Aconoidasida; Haemosporida; Plasmodiidae. The record is from RefSeq and is a predicted model, not a curated record. The coding region runs from base 1 to 1725 and encodes 574 amino acids.